Dacryopinax primogenitus is the source of this 2322-nucleotide messenger RNA. RefSeq lists its product as uncharacterized. Lineage: Eukaryota; Fungi; Basidiomycota; Dacrymycetes; Dacrymycetales; Dacrymycetaceae. The record is from RefSeq and is a predicted model, not a curated record. Gene Ontology annotation, molecular function: methylcrotonoyl-CoA carboxylase activity; metal ion binding; ATP binding. The coding region runs from base 34 to 2322 and encodes 762 amino acids. Gene Ontology annotation, cellular component: mitochondrion. The transcript has 11 exons.
GCUCCCUACUCUCCUCUCCUCUCCUCGUCGAUUAUGCUACGAAAGCGGGCUGCGAGGUUUGCUCAACGGAGGGUGUAUCCUGAAGUAGCGGCGGCAGGGGUCGGAGGUGUGCGCUUGAUGCACUUGUCGACGAGGGGGACGUCACGGUCUACGGCGCUGCUGGGUGGAGAUGCACACUCGUGGUCCCUCCCUGUUAGAGGCUACGCAACGGGUACGAUACCCGACCGCCCCCCUCCGCGCAAGCCCCUCUUUACCAAACUGCUCAUCGCCAACCGGGGUGAGAUCGCCUGCCGGAUCAUCCGUACCUGCCGCAAACUGGGUAUCUCGACCAUAGCAGUGUACAGCGAUGCGGACGCGGACGCGCUGCAUGUCCGACUUGCGGAUGAGGCGUUUCGUUUGGGACCGGCGCCGAGCGCGGAGAGCUAUUUGUCCCUGGAGAGGAUUGUGGAGGUCGCUAAACGUGCUGGGGCUCAGGCUGUACAUCCAGGAUAUGGGUUCUUGAGUGAGAACGCUAGGUUUGCGGAACGGCUCGCUGCUGAAGGACUCGUAUUUAUCGGACCUGGGGUUGAGGCGAUCAAGAGUAUGGGAUCAAAGAGUGAGAGCAAGGAUAUCAUGCUUGCCGCCGGGGUACCCUGUGUUCCAGGCUAUCACUCCUCCGAGCCAGUCCCCAUCAGCGAGCUCGAACGGCAAGCAACGAAACUCGGCUAUCCGCUGCUCAUCAAAGCCGUGCUAGGCGGUGGGGGGAAGGGGAUGCGUAUCGUUCGUUCCGUAGAGGACUUCCUCCCCGCGCUCGAAUCGGCCCAGCGGGAAGCGCGCAAGGCGUUUGGGGACGAGAGGGUGUUGAUCGAGCGAUGGAUCGAGCGCCCUCGGCAUGUGGAGGUACAGGUCUUUGGGGACUCGAGCGGGAAUGUCGUCAGUCUCUGGGAGAGGGACUGUAGUGUUCAGAGGAGACAUCAGAAGAUUAUCGAGGAGGCUCCUGCUCCUGGGCUGUCGGAUGAAGUCAGGAAGGACUUGAGCGACAAGGCGGUCGCUGCAGCCAAAGCUGUCAAUUACCUCGGCGCAGGCACGGUCGAGUUUAUCUUCGACUGCGAUACAGACGAGUUCUAUUUCAUGGAGAUGAAUACACGCCUGCAAGUCGAGCAUCCUGUAACGGAAAUGAUCACCGGUCAGGAUCUCGUUCAGUGGCAACUGGAAGUCGCCUCCGGCAACCCUCUACCGUUGCGCCAAGAUGAGAUACCAAGGAUAGGCCAUGCCUUCGAGGCGCGCAUAUAUGCGGAAAAUCCACUCAAUGAUUUCCUGCCUGAUGUCGGCCCGCUGUUGUACAAGUCUACACCGCAGCCAUCGGAAUCGUUACGCCUGGAAGAAGGAUUUCCUCAAGGAUCCAACAUCGAAGUAUACUACGACCCACUGAUCAGCAAGGUCGUCGCUCACGGACGGGAUAGAACAGAAGCACUGCGGAUCCUGAGGAAAUCCCUUGAGGGAUACCACAUUGCGGGGGUGUCGACUAACGUCGAGUUCCUCAAGGCCCUUGCUGGAAACAAAGCCUUCCUGGAUCAGGAGCUAGAUACCGGCUUCAUCGCCAAACAUCGGGAUGAACUCUUCCCACCCAUAUCAGCCCCGGCUCCAGCUGUGUUGGCACAGGCUGUACUGUUCCUCUUGCUACGGGAGCAGCCCCUCCAUCUUCCUGCAACAGCAACCCCGUGGCAGUCACUUGCUUUCCGCCGGUUCUCCGACAUCUAUACCAAACAUUUCAAGUUCCACCCAGACCCCUUGCUCAACCAUGGGAAUCCCUCCCCUGCAUCGGAGGUCACUGUCGUCUCCAGCAAACCGGGACUGUUCGACGUCGAAGUGAGGAAUCCCGGUGCAGACCCAGUGUGCUUCAAGGACGUCAAGGCGCAUAUGAUAUCAUCCACAGUGAUCUCAAGCACUCUAGAUGCCCAACGAGUCCAGACCGCUGUCGUGCAACAAUCCCCGCCUCCAACUGUCCUGCCCAGCAGCACCGUAACAGACCGUCUACACAUCUUCCACCAAGGAAGCAAGACGACGUUGCUCAUCCCUCCCCCGAACUACCUGCUCCAGAUCGCGGCUGAGGCCCUGACUUCUGGCGGGAUACGCGCCCCGAUGCCGAGUCUUGUUGUGGAUGUGCGGGUCAAGGAAGGGGAAGACGUCAACAAGGGCCAGCCGGUUGUCGUGUUGGAAAGUAUGAAGACGGAGAUUGUGCUGAGGGCGGAGGUGGAUGGGAAGGUCAGUAUGGUGGGGUGCAAGAAAGGGGAUAUGGUGGAGGAAGGUAAGGAGCUUAUUACCGUUGUAGCGACGGAUUAG